This is a messenger RNA of Eruca vesicaria subsp. sativa (arugula), 1738 nucleotides long. Lineage: Eukaryota; Viridiplantae; Streptophyta; Magnoliopsida; Brassicales; Brassicaceae. The record is from the annotation of a GenBank genome assembly.
CACAGAGGAAGUGAGCUGUGUAAAAGGACCCACCACCCACAUGUGUUCUCCUUCCUGUCUCCACCAGCUUCCCUUCCUCUCAAUCAUUAGCUUCCCUUUCUCUCCUCCUCCUCCUCAGAUAGAAAGUAAAUAAGAGAAUCAAGAAUCAAGAACCACCAAUUCUUCUUUCAAGAAUCUACUCAAAACAUGUCAAACAACAACGAAGAAGCUCUUGUCGUGAAGAAACCUCCGGUGAAAGAUAGACACAGCAAAGUAGACGGAAGAGGGAGAAGGAUACGUAUGCCUAUCAUCUGCGCAGCUCGUGUCUUCCAGCUAACGAGAGAGCUUGGCCACAAAUCAGACGGUCAAACUAUAGAGUGGCUACUACGUCAAGCCGAGCCUUCAAUCAUAGCCGCGACAGGAACCGGUACAACUCCGGCUAGUUUCACCACCGCGUCAGCCUCUGUCCGAGGAAGCUCCACCAGCACCACAAACUGCACUUUGUCCUCGUCGUUAGACCAUAAGCCUUUGCUAGGUUCCUCACCGUUUAUACUCGGAAAACGUGUGAGAGCCGACGAGGAGACACCAGCUGGAUUCUGGGCGGUUCCGGCGAGGCCAGAGUUCGGACAGGUAUGGAGCUUUGCCGCAGGAGGUCCACAAGAGAUGUUCUUACAACAACAACAACAACAAGCAGCUGCUCUUUUUGUCCACCAGCAGCAACAGCAACAGGUUGCUAUGGGUGAAGCUUCAGCAGCUAGAGUUGGGAACUAUCUUCCGGGUCAUCUUAAUCUGCUUGCUUCUUUAUCUAGUGGAGUUACUGGGUCGGGUCGGAGAGAGGAGGAUGAACAGCGUUGAUGCCUUUUUGGUGAAGUUAAACCUUUUUUUAGUUUUGGUAUAUUAAUAUUAAUAUAUGUUUCUCUAUUGGUCAUACAUCAAUUUCUUGCAUUGUUUACUCGAGUAGCUUUAUAUCUCUCUCUAUCUAUGUGUGUGUUUUAGACUUUUAGUAUUAGUUUUUAGUGAUUGGUUGAUUGAUUCAAUGAGUGUUUUGAGUGUAUCGAUAGUGUUUUUAAGUUAAUAUUAGGGUUAGGGUUUAAGAAUCUGAUCUUAAGAGUUGUGUUGGAGAGGUUUUUUUUUGCCUUUGUUGGGACCAAAGUUUACUUUAGUAUCUCAUGUAGGGUAAUUAAAAAAACCGUGGAGGUUCUUUUUAUCCCUUUUGUCUGUUUUUUUCCGGCGAAACAGAACCGUCGUCAAGAUUCUUGAUACUAUUUUAUAGUUUGGUAAUGUGUUACAACAAUUGUGGUGAUAAUAUUUGCGCAAGCUGGUACCCACUUUGUUUCUUAAUAAAUGUUAGAGACUUUGUAUGUGUUUGGUUUCUUUCGUUGCAUCUAGUGAGAGACAAGAGCUUUUACGUGUGUGAGUGUGAUUGUUUCACUGAAACCGAAUAUGGAGGAUGAACAUGCUACCGUAACUUUUUUCCUUUGGAAAAUAUAUGUAUUUUUGGUUUCAGAGAAUUAAUCUAUACUAUUAUUUAAGAAGUAAAUUUGCUUAGUUGUCAUGUUCUCCAUAAAUUUAGGUACUUUUGUUUAUUUAUCAUAUUUUUAAUAUUUAUAUAUAAUUUAUUUAAAAUAAAACGAAUUUAUAUGAUAUAUUAUAUUUUUAAAAAAUAAGAUAAUUUUUGUGAUUUAUGUUGUUAUCUUGAACUAAAUUUUCAUAUAUAAAACUUAAAGUUUAAAUUAAGAUAUAAAAAUUAUUAUAUUUA